This is a messenger RNA of Bolinopsis microptera, 804 nucleotides long. RefSeq names its product ankyrin repeat domain-containing protein 23-like. The transcript has 7 exons. The coding region runs from base 1 to 804 and encodes 267 amino acids. The record is from RefSeq and is a predicted model, not a curated record. Lineage: Eukaryota; Metazoa; Ctenophora; Tentaculata; Lobata; Bolinopsidae. Gene Ontology annotation, molecular function: protein binding.
AUGAUCUACACCAAGACCCCUGAUAAACGCAAGAAGAUUUCCUCCUCCUCAGAACCCCAUCUUACUGACAACCUCCACAACGACCUUCUCCACAGUGACCCUCUCAAGGUAGCGAACCAUGUGACAGAAACACUACAGAUAUUGAGGAAUGUUUUGGAACGUGACUAUGCUGCCAUCAGCAAGAGACUCGCCACAGGUCAGAGUAUGAUGAGUGUACGGGAGCCAGGUACAGGAUCUAGUAUAGCUCACCUCGCUGCAAGAUGUGGUGACAAGGCCAUCCUCAAACUACUCCUCAGAAAAUACAGCGAUUACACCAAGAUGUCCAAUAACAAUGGCAGGACAGCAGUGCACGAGGCAGCUGAUCACGGCAAGUUUGUCUGUUUGACCUAUCUGCUGCAACACGGUGCAGUGUGUAAAACUAGGGAUCGCAGUGGUAUUACUCCACUCAUGUUAUCCGCUCAGAAAGGCCACCUACAAACCCUGAGGAGACUUGCUCUGGCGGACCCGGAGACUAUGAUGUGUAAUGACAUGAACGGAUACACUGCCCUGCAUCACGCUAGUUCAGCUGGUAAAGAAGCAGCAGUCAGAUGGUUAGUGGAGUUCGGGGCAGACGACCAGACCAAAGAUAAUGAAGGUAACACGGCGAUGCACCACGCAGUUACUAACAACCACCUUAAGUCCGCUAUCUGGCUACAGCACUUCUCCAACUGUGACGUCAGACAGAUUAAUAACCGUGGAUACAACUCGUGCCACAUAGCAGCACAGAAAGGACACCUGUGCAUUCCUCAACUGGCUGCUCACUAA